This is a messenger RNA of Trichoplusia ni (cabbage looper), 1491 nucleotides long. RefSeq names its product replication factor C subunit 5 (gene RfC3). Gene Ontology annotation, molecular function: DNA binding; ATP hydrolysis activity; DNA clamp loader activity. The record is from RefSeq and is a predicted model, not a curated record. Gene Ontology annotation, biological process: DNA repair; DNA-templated DNA replication. The transcript has 8 exons. Lineage: Eukaryota; Metazoa; Arthropoda; Insecta; Lepidoptera; Noctuidae. The coding region runs from base 122 to 1123 and encodes 333 amino acids. Gene Ontology annotation, cellular component: DNA replication factor C complex; nucleus.
GCGGCAAAGUUUCUUAUUGUAUGUUGUUGUUUCGGGCUUUAUUUACCAUAACUCAAUUACUAAGCUUACCAUUUUUGAAAAUAACCUAACAUUACAAUUAUUGAAUACACAUUUGUCAAAUAUGGUUGUAGGCGAAGUUAGCAAGAAUUUGCCAUGGGUGGAAAAAUAUCGUCCUUCAAAAUUAGAAGAACUAAUAUCUCACGAUGAUAUUAUUAAAACAAUUAACCAAUUUAUGAGUGCAAAUCAACUGCCCCAUCUGCUGUUUUAUGGGCCCCCAGGAACGGGAAAGACAUCAACAAUAUUGGCUUGUGCAAAACAAAUGUAUACACCACAGCAAUUUAAUUCAAUGGUAUUAGAAUUAAAUGCAUCUGAUGACCGAGGUAUUGGCAUUGUGAGAGGGCAGAUACUUAACUUUGCAUCAACUAGAACUAUAUUUAAAGCUGGACCAAAACUGAUUAUUCUGGAUGAGGCUGAUGCAAUGACCAAUGAUGCACAAAAUGCUCUUAGGAGAAUCAUAGAAAAAUACACUGAAAACGUGAGGUUCUGUAUAAUUUGCAACUAUUUGGGGAAGAUAAUACCAGCGCUGCAGUCAAGAUGCACGCGUUUCCGCUUCGCACCGCUGCAGCAGAGCCAAAUAGUGCCGCGACUGCAAGAAGUGGCUAACGCUGAGGGUGUAAAAAUAUCAGAGGAUGGGAUAAAAGCUUUACUGGCGCUAUCUGGUGGUGACAUGCGGAAGGUUUUGAACACGCUGCAGAGUACAUGGCUGGCGUACCGAGACGUCACGGAAGACAACGUGUACACGUGUGUGGGCCACCCGCUGCGCUCCGACAUCAACCUCAUACUCAACUGGCUGCUCAAUGAGAACGACUUCGCUGUCUGUUUUAAGAAUAUUCAGGACCUCAAGAUUACGAAGGGUUUAGCGCUGGGUGAUAUUUUGACUGAAGUUCAUACCAUUAUUCAAAGAGCGAAAUUACCUCCAGAAGUUCUUAUCACAUUGCUAAUCAAAAUGGCGGAUGCGGAGGCGCGCCUCGCGUCGGGCUGCAGCGAGCGUAUCGAGCUAGCGGCACUGAUCGCCGCCUUCCAAGUGGCUAGAGAUCAAGUGAAAGUGGACGCAGACGCAUAAAACAACACUUUUUGUACAGGCAGCAACAGAAGUUCGUAAAAUAGUCCGACUUACUGACUGCUAUUUUUUUAGUGAUUGUAGGAAUAGGUGUUUACUAUUUGUUACCUAUACAAGUUGUCGCGUCUACUUGGUUACCUUGUAUCGCAACAGCAGUUCAUUAAAAUUAUUUGUUUGCAGUCGUUUUUAAAAUCGAUUGCGUUGACCGACUUCUGUUAUUGACCGUACCUACCUUAUUAUAAUAUUGUUUAGUUGUUAAUCUUUUUUUACAUCUAAAUAUUUUCAGACAAGUCUGAGGUUUAAAACAUGUUUCAAGUUACUGUGAGUCAACGAUGCAUGGAUCAAAAAUUAAACGAAAAUUAUGUAAUAAA